This is a messenger RNA of Nilaparvata lugens (brown planthopper), 906 nucleotides long. RefSeq lists its product as uncharacterized. The transcript has a single exon. Bases 1 to 906 code for a protein of 301 amino acids. The record is from RefSeq and is a predicted model, not a curated record. Lineage: Eukaryota; Metazoa; Arthropoda; Insecta; Hemiptera; Delphacidae.
AUGACAGCUCUAAGCAACCGUGAACGAUAUGUAUGUCAUUACCGCACCCUCAAGCAAGCAGUACAGCAUGGAUUGGAAAUCACUGAAGUUCAUCGAGGUGUGCGGUUUGAGCAGGAGGACUUCCUAGCACCCUACAUCAUGCUAAACACCAGACUUCGACAGCAGUCGAAGAAUAAGUUUGAGAAAAAUUUCUUCAAACUCAUGAACAAUGCUGUGUUUGGUAAGACGAUGGAGAAUGUGCGAAAAAGGGUGAGUAUGGAGCUAGUGAAUGAUGAGAAGCGAUUGAAGAAACUGAUUGCUCGACCAGUGUACAAGGACCACAUCAUCUUUGGCGAGAAUAUCUGUGCUGUUACAAUGCAUAAAGAGAAAGUGGAGCUGAACAAACCUAUCUACAUUGAUUUGACAGUGCUUGACAUCAGCAAAACCCUCAUGUAUGAAUUCCAUUAUAACAUCAUGAAGCCCAUCUACAAGGACAAUCUUCAACUCCUAUAUCAAGAUAGCUUAUUCUACCUUGUCAAGACAGAGGACAUGUACAACGACAUCAUCAACAACCAGCAGCUUAGAGAUACCUUUGACACCUCAGAGUACCCUGCAGACCACCCAUGCUACUCAGAUGCAAACAAAAUGGUGCUUGGCAAGUUUAAAGAUGAAUAUGCUGGCCGAGCGUCACUUGAGUAUGUAGGCCUGCGAUCAAAGCUAUAUGCCUGUAGGUGUUACAAUAGUGAUCCAAAUCAGCUGACAAGUGGAAUGAUAAAGGAAGGUAAAGGAGUGAGGAGACCAAUACUUGGGCGAGAACUCUCAAAAAUGCAUCCAGAUGCUGAACAUUACAUAGGCUUCCAAGACUAUCUAGAUUGUCUAUAUGGUGAUGAGGAUAUCUAUAGGGGAACAAGUGAUGUUUGGUACUAG